AUGAUUGAUAUCUUGAAUAUUACCGGUGAACCGAUCUUUGACGAUCGCAUCGUCAAGAUCGAGACUCACACGUACAACCCGUUCGCCAACACAACGUUCGGGUACAGCGACGAGAUAAGAGGUAUGUUCUUUUUGAUGACGGUGCAUGCACUUUCUGUACCUAGUGCAAGGUACAAGAAUUUUUGUACCAUCUUUCGAGGCGGUGCAGCGUAUGGUACAGUGGAUAUAAUUUUGAGAUUGCGCACUACACCGGGGCUACGUGUUUUGAUACUUAACCUUUCAAGGCAGUGUGAGAAGUCGUUAACUCAUUACCGGAUAACACCGUGUAUUGGAAAGUGCAUGCAUUUCCAGAAAACAAUGGAGAGGAAAGAAAGCACUUUCUUUAUAGAUUGUGAUGCAAAUGAUUUCAUUUAUGACGAACAAGGAUUUUUAAUCGGUGCCUCUAAAGAUGGCACUGUACAAUUUGUUGUAAACCCAAAAAACAUUGACGUAUCUGCAAAUCAGUUAUUAGUGAACAUUGAUAACUCUUUUGAAGCUGUUAUUGAUUUACGACAAUAUAAACAAUAUUUUGAAAAACUUACUUCAUCGACAUUACUCUCUAGUCAGAACAAUUGUGAUAUAAGCAAUGAUGUCGGAUCCGAAAGUUUUGAGAACGAAGAUAUCGGGACAAUUGUGUGGAAUGAAAGUAGCACAAAAUUCUUUUUGGCUUUAUUUAAAGAAAAAAGAGAAGAUGUAACAAGCAGAAAAAUAAAGAAUCUUAAAAAAAUGUGGGAAAUUAUAGCCACAGAAAUGACUAUAAAUGGAUAUAGUGUUACAGCACGACAAGCUGAAAAUAAAAUGAAAAGUUUAAAUCGUUCAUAUAAGAAUAUGAAAAGUCAUAAUAAAAAAACAGGACGUAAUAGAGCUGAUUGUUCAUACCGAAGGGAAUUAGAUGAUAUUUUAGGAAAAAAACAUAACAUUGAGCCUUUAGUAGUAUGUGGAAAUAGAAUUGGAACAAAAUUAAAAGAGGUCGAAGAAAGACCAGUAUUAUGUGAAAAUAGAAUCGGAACAUUAUUAAAAGAGGUCGAAAAAACAUCAAAUUAUAAAGCGUCAUCUUCUCGAUAUUCCGCAGGUGAAGAUCUUGACAUCAUGCAAGAAGAAAAUGGAACAAUUACCGAGAAUAUUGAUAAAGAGAACUGUGAUAUUGUUACUAUAAAUGCUAGAAAUUGUGCAAACAUUGAUAGUAAUAGUACAGAUGUAAACGAUACUAGUCAUGUAAAAACAAAAAAGAAAAGACCAAAUAACAUCGAUGUAAUCAAAGAUACCAUUAGCACUAUUGGGGAAGAAUUCAGAAUGAGAAGGAAGGAAUCCAAAGACUUUCAAAAAAAAUAUUUGGAAUUGCAAGAAAACAAAACUCCAGUAAGAGAAGAAAGAAAUAAUAUUUUAAAGGAAAAGAAUGUUAUAUUGCUGGAACAGAACAAAUUAUUAAAAAAUCAAAAUUCUGUACUGCAGGCAAUUUUAUUAGAACUAAAAGAACUCAACAACUCAACUUAG
Mycetomoellerius zeteki is the source of this 1533-nucleotide messenger RNA. RefSeq lists its product as uncharacterized. The record is from RefSeq and is a predicted model, not a curated record. The coding region runs from base 1 to 1533 and encodes 510 amino acids. NCBI's taxonomy places the organism in Eukaryota, Metazoa, Arthropoda, Insecta, Hymenoptera, Formicidae. The transcript is spliced from 5 exons.